Branchiostoma belcheri (Belcher's lancelet) is the source of this 659-nucleotide messenger RNA. RefSeq names its product DPY30 domain-containing protein 1-like. Lineage: Eukaryota; Metazoa; Chordata; Leptocardii; Amphioxiformes; Branchiostomatidae. The transcript has 6 exons. Gene Ontology annotation, cellular component: Set1C/COMPASS complex. The record is from RefSeq and is a predicted model, not a curated record. Bases 126 to 659 code for a protein of 177 amino acids.
AUCAACUGGUCCAAACAAACUUGUCCCUAGCAACCUUGCACAGCGGCAGUUCCGACGUUUCAGGGCGACUUUUCGGAUCCAAACUCCACAUUUCUGACGGUCAGCAGUUUUUACUGGUAUAGUUGAUGGUGCGAUCACUGGGAGAAGGAGCAAUGGACACAGAGUACCUGAAGACACAUCUAGGCUCCUGUAUGACAGAAUGUCUAGCGGAGGUAGCGGAGAAAAGACCGCUCGAUCCUAUUGAGUUCAUCGCACACUGGCUCUACAAGUACAAGGAGAAUGAGGCAUACCUGAAACAGGAGGAUGAAAAGGCAGAGCAGCUGGCAGCAGAGAGGGAAGAGGCGGCACGAGAGAUGGAGAGGCAGGAGAAGAUGAGAGAAGAGGCUGACAGGAUACUGAGAGAGGAGGAAGAGAAGAAAAGGGAGUUGAUAGCGCAGAAGGAGGCUGAGGCUCAGCAGGAGAAACCCGUGAAGGAAACCUCCAGCAUGCCGGGAGCUCCGACACUGGAGACUGUUACAGAGGAGAUGGAGGCAGCGGACGCAGCGGCGGCUGCAGAGAAACCUGUGGAGGCAGAAGGUGGUGGGGAGGAGGCAGAAGCUCCUGCUGAAGAGGAGGCAGCACAGGAGGAGCAGGAGGGGGGACAGGCAGAGGAGCAGUAA